GAGGAGAAUUGCUCGAUGGUGCCCAAUCCACUGCCUUAGUCGCGAGCUAUUUACGCAGGGGACAAGCAUUCGUGUGAGGCCGUGCGCACGAUCUCAACCGAGCCUGAUGGAUGAAAGACUGGCAUGAGUGCCGAAACAGUUGCUUUUCCUUCCUUCAAAUAUCUGUACAGUGAUUUCUGCCACCGACGCAACUGUCGUCCAUCAUCAGCCAGACUGCACGCUGCAGUCUCUCUCGCCAAGAGGCCUCGUGCAACUUUCUGCGACUGGCUCGACACAGGCUUUUGCUCGGAGGCAGCGGACAGGCACGACAGGAGAAUUCUCACGAUCCACCCGCCGGUCCGGCGACCUGUCAGGGCAGACCACAUGCAUUCCUGCCAGGCACCGACCAAUGGAGUCACGGCCCCGGGUCCCGGCCGUUAUGCAGCUAGAAAAGACGGUUCCCCAAGCCGUCGGGCACCCUCUGGGCCAAUUGCAAGCUUUGAAAUGGGUCGGGAGGGUACUCUUACACGAGGUAUCAGCCUCUGCGUGUGGGUGGCGAUGAAGCGCAUGGUCCAUUACGAAAUGGACAUUAUCGACAAGUACCUGCGAGCACCGAACUUUAAGUCUUCUGCUCGGCUCUGGAUGCUGAAUCCGGGUCAGGAACCCGUCCCUCCAAGCCAGUGACAACACAGUGCCACUGGUUUGAAUUUUGCGACCCUGGACUGCACACCAUCUUUCUCUGCCGUUUGCUGACAAGCUCUGAU
Messenger RNA from Trichoderma harzianum CBS 226.95, 743 nucleotides. RefSeq lists its product as hypothetical. The transcript has a single exon. Lineage: Eukaryota; Fungi; Ascomycota; Sordariomycetes; Hypocreales; Hypocreaceae. The record is from RefSeq and is a predicted model, not a curated record. The coding region runs from base 124 to 663 and encodes 179 amino acids.